GAGGCAAUAAGCUGAAGAAUCAACAUUUUCGCCUAAACUGGGCAUGGAUCUCCUUAGAAAAGGAGUAUUAUUUAGUAAAUGAAGACUCAAAAUAUCUUGAUGUUGUUCUUAAAAGGAGAGGUUACCUGGGAGAAACCUCUUUUAUAAGUAUUAGCACGAAAGAUGGUACUGCCAAGAAAGAUAAAGACUUCAGAGGAAAAGCCCAGAAGCAGGUGCAGUUUAAUCCUGGCCAAACCUUAGCUACAUGGCGAGUACGGAUUUUGAGUGAUGGUGAACAUGAACAGUCUGAGUCCUUUCAAAUUGUUCUUUCUGAGCCUGUCAUGGCAGUUCUGGAAUUUCCUGAUGUAUCCACAGUGGAAAUUAUUGACCCAGGAGACGAAUCAACUGUUUUUAUCCCUCAGUCCACCUAUACUAUUGAAGAAGAUGUUGGUGAAUUAUUUAUUCCAGUCAGAAGAAGUGGAGAUGUGAGCCAGGAACUGAUGGUUAUCUGCUACACACAACAAGGAACAGCAUCUGGCACUGCCCCGACCUCUGUACUUUCUUACUCUGACUACAUAUCCAGGCCUGAGGAUCACAACAGCAUUCUACGUUUUGACAAAGAUGAACGAGAAAAAACGUGUCGGAUCGUCAUCAUAGAUGAUUCCUUGUAUGAAGAGGCUGAGACCUUUGAUGUUUUGCUGAGCAUGCCAAUGGGUGGAAGAAUUGGCACAGAUUUCCCAAGCACUCGAAUUACCAUUGUACCUGACAAGGAUGAUGAACCAGCAUUCUACUUUGGAAAUGAUGAAUACUAUGUUGAUGAGAGUGCUGGCUAUAUUGAGGUACGUGUCUGGAGGACUGGAACUGAUCUGUCUAAAGCUGCCUCUGUUACAGUGAGGUCUCGCAAAUCUGAACCAAUAACUGCAGAGGCUGGAGUAGAUUAUGUAGGCAUCAGUCGUAAUUUGGAUUUUUCCCCUGGAGUCAAUAUGCAGACAUUUCGUGUGGUAAUUCUGGAUGACCUUGGACAGCCAGUGUUAGAAGGAACUGAGAAGUUUGAGCUUGUGCUAAGGAUGCCCAUGAAUGCUGCCCUUGGAGAACCCAGCAAGGCCACCAUCUUCAUUAAUGACUCAGUGUCUGACUUGCCUAAGAUGCAGUUUAAAGAAUCUGUGUAUGUAGGCAAUGAAAAUGAUGGACAGAUUUCUGCCAUGAUAUAUCGGAGUGGAGAUAUCCGAUACACCUCCACUGUGAGAUGCUAUACAAGGCAAGGUUCAGCUCAGGUAAUGAUGGACUUUGAAGAACGUCCUAAUACUGACAGUUCCAUCAUCACUUUCCUUCCUGGUGAAACUGAGAAGCCUUGCACACUGGUGCUUAUGGAUGAUACUUUCCAUGAAGAAGAGGAAGAACUGCGUCUGGUUCUUGGCACUCCAAGAAGCGAUUCUUCCUUUGGUGCCUCUAUUGGUGAACAAAAUGAGACGCUGAUAAAGAUUCGGGAUGAUGCAGACAAGGCUAUUAUUAAGUUUGGUGAAACCAAAUUUAGUGUGAGUGAACCAAAGGACACAAGGCAAGUAGCAGUUGUAAAAAUCCCAGUGCUUCGUCUGGGAGACACUUCCAAGGUUUCUGUCGUGAGAGUUCAUACAAAGGAUGGAUCUGCUACUUCUGGAGAAGACUAUCACCCUAUAUCAGAAGAAAUUGAGUUUAAGGAGGGUGAAACACAGCACUUUGUGGAGAUUGAAGUUCUCUUUGAUGGAGUAAGGGAGAUGAGAGAAGCCUUCACUGUUCACCUGAAACCUGAUGAGAACAUGGUCGCAGAAAUACAGACAGCCAAGGCCAUUGUUUACAUUGAAGAAAUGAACAGUAUGGCAGAUGUCACCUUUCCCUCUGUCCCUCAAGUUGCAUCCCUUUUGAUAUAUGAUGAUAUUUCUGGAGCCAAAGACAGAACCAGUCCUAUAGCUGGCUAUCCUGUCAUCUGUAUCACAGCUUGUAAUCCUAAAUAUGAAGACUUUGACAAGACUGGUUCUAUAUGUGCCAGUGAGAACAUCAAUAAUACUCUGACACAGUACCGGUGGCUUGUAAGUGCACCCACUGGUCCUGAUGGUGUGACUAGCCCCAUGAAGGAGGUUGACUUUGAUACCUUCUUCACUUCCUCCAAGAUGAUUACACUGGAUGCCAUUUACUUUCAAGCCGGUUCUCGUGUCCAGUGUGCGGCUCGUGCUGUGAAUUCAGAUGGGAAUGAGGGUCUUGAGCUUAUGAGUCCUAUUGUAACUAUAAGCACAUCAGAAGGUCUUUGUCAGCCUCGUAUGUCAGGAGUAGUUGGAGCAGAACCGUUCUCUGCCAAAUUGCGCUAUACUGGCCCAGAAGAUCCUGAUUAUGCCAACCUCAUCAAACUGACAGUCACAAUGCCGCAUAUUGAUGGCAUGUUGCCUGUUAUUUCUACAAGAGAGCUCUCCAACUUUGAGCUGACUCUUAGCCCUGAUGGAACUAGAGUUGGAAACCAUAAAUGCUCCAACCUGUUGGAUUACACAGAAGUGAAGACCCACCAUGGUUUCUUAACUGAUGCUACCAAAAAUCCAGAUGUGAUUGGAGAGACCAUUCCCUAUCAAUUCAACCCGAUAAUUAGAGGCUUCAAUACCUUACGCUUCUACCGCAGUCUGAAUCUGGAAGCUUGUUUAUGGGAGUUUGUUAGCUAUUAUGACAUGUCCGAGCUCCUCAUGGAUUGUGGAGGCACCAUUGGGACAGAUGGACAGGUUCUCAACCUAGUACAGUCCUAUGUAACUCUGAGAGUCCCCUUGUACGUCUCCUAUGUUUUCCACUCUCCGGUGGGUGUAGGAGGCUGGCAGCAUUUCGACCUACAGUCAGAGCUUCGGCUGACUUUUGUGUAUGACACUGCCAUCCUGUGGAAGGAUGGGAUCGGUAGCCCACCCGAAGCAGAGCUCCAAGGUUCCCUGUACCCAACCAGCAUGCGUAUUAGUGAAGAGGGGCGCUUGGUUGUCAACUUCAAGACUGAAGCUCGGUUUCAUGGUCUGUUUGUGAUGUCUCAUCCUGCUUCAUCUCUAACUUCCAUGGUUAUGUCAGCUGAUCACCCGGGCCUGACAUUUAGCCUCAGCCUGAUCCGAAGUGAGCCAACAUACAACCAGCCAGUACAGCAGUGGAGCUUUGUUUCAGAUUUUGCGGUUCGAGACUAUUCUGGAAUGUACACUGUGAAGUUGAUAGCUUGUACCACUGCUGCACAUCAGGAGUACAGCCUACCAGUGAUCUGCAAUCCCAGAGAGCCUAUCACAUUUGAUCUGGAUAUCCGAUUCCAGCAGGUCAGUGACCCAGUGGCUGCUGAGUUCAGCUUGAACACCCAGAUGUUCCUUCUCUCCAAAAAGACACUAUGGCUAUCUGAUGGCUCAAUGGGCUUUGGGCAAGAAAGUGAUGUUGCUUUCUCAGAAGGUGAUAUCAUAUAUGGUCGGGUGAUGGUGGAUCCAGUGCAGAACUUGGGUGAUUCCUUCUACUGUAGCAUCGAGAAAGUUUUCCUAUGCACAGGAGCUGAUGGAUAUGUACCCAAAUAUAAUCCAUCCAACACUGAAUAUGGGUGCCUUGCUGAUUCUCCAUCCCUUCUGUACAGGUUUAAGAUUGUGGACAAAGCUCAGCCAGAGACGCAAGCCACAAGCUUUGGAAAUGUGCUUUUUAAUGCAAAACUUGCAAUAGAUGAUCCUGAAGCAAUUCCGUUAGUUAAACAGCCAGGCUCUGAUGGAUUUAAAGUAGACUCAACUCCUCUAUUUCAGGUGUCUUUGGGUAGGGAGUGGUAUGUCCAUACAAUCUAUACUGUACGUUCAAAAGAGAAUGCUAACCGCGGAAUUGGCAAAAGAAGCGUGGAGCACCAAUACCACUCGCUCUUUAGUGGUGGGACCCCAGCAGCUUCCACACAGAGGCGUCAGAAAAGGGGAGCUGAACAGGACCCAGAAUUUGCAAAAGACAUUGGAGUAGGAAACAACCGAGGAACAAAUAUACAGCACAUAGCACUGGAUCGCACCAGCAAGAAACAGGUUCCUCAAAGGGAGGUUGUGGUCAAUGGCGUUCUCCCCAGGGAACUGAAUAACCAAAGCGCAGGGGUCAGCAUAGUCACAAUCAUUGGUGGAGCUGCUGCCAUUUUCCUUGCCAUCUGCUUAGUUGCAAUCAUCAUUUUGCUGCUAAAAGGGAAACAAAAUUCUGAGAAGAAGGAAGCCACAAAGGAGUCGGGCAGCAAAGAACCAAUGAUGCUACCGUAUAAUUACACCAGCGACAGCUCCGAGGUUUGA
Messenger RNA from Phaethon lepturus (White-tailed tropicbird), 4256 nucleotides. Its product is annotated as FRAS1-related extracellular matrix protein 2-like. The transcript is spliced from 22 exons. The annotation marks the transcript as partial. Gene Ontology annotation, cellular component: membrane. Gene Ontology annotation, biological process: cell communication. The record is from RefSeq and is a predicted model, not a curated record. NCBI's taxonomy places the organism in Eukaryota, Metazoa, Chordata, Aves, Phaethontiformes, Phaethontidae.